AUGGCGUCGACGAAGCCCGGUCCCGCAAUCAACCUCGAAGAAGAGGCGGAAGGCAGCGUUGCAGCAGCCGUAGACGGUUCAAUUCUCUUAUCAGAUGGCGAGGCUGCGAGCUUACUCGUUUGUCACUCUCCGUUCGACGGGAGGGACAUCGAUUGCAAUCCUUAUUUCCCUUUCUCAGGCCCGAUUUCAGAUUAUGGAUCGGGUUCUUACACGGACUCAGAGCCCGAUCCGUACAUCUGUCCCAUCGAUUUCUUCUAUCGAGAGUCUUCCGAGGUUGACGCUGCUGAGUACUUGGAAUCGGAGGGGAUGACCGCCGAUGAUUUCAAUUUAUGGGGCUUUUACGACCCGAAGGAAGACGAGGAGGAGAUAGUUCUGGGGACUGGAUCCGGGUCAGGAACCGAGUCGGAUCAGCAGCCCGGUGACUCAGGCGAGCAAGGGCUUCGAGUGACCGGUAUCGAUUCAGAUUCCGAUUACGAAGAUGGCGUGUUUGAUUUUACCUCAGGGGAUGGUGGGAAUGGGGCAAACGAUUCGGGUCGGGUCGAGGUUGGUACGGGUCUUCCUCCUGUCUGGGAUUACGGCUUCGGUGAGGAAACCAUGUUGGCUGAUGAAGAGUGGGAGGAGGUGCAGAACGCCAUCAACUGGACGGUUAGGGCUUUUAGUAGAUCGGAAGACGAGGAAGAAGAAGAAGGAGAAGAAUUGUCAUCACCGUCCCGAAUUUCAUCAAGGGAUGAUGAUGAAGAAGAGCAUGAACUGGACUGGGAGGUUUUGUUAACUGUUAACAAUGUUGUUAAUUAUAUAGAACAAGCUGAAGGAAUCACGAUAAACCCUGGUGAUAUCGAUCCGAGUUAUUACCUGUAUCUAGCUAGUUUGGAUGAAUAUGAGAAUGAUGAUGCUAUUCUUGGGCAAAUGUUUGAUAACGAGACUGGAAUCAGGGGAAAUCCACCAGCAGCCAAAAGGGUUGUUGAGGCUCUCCCAGUUGUGGAAAUUACAGUGGAAGAAGUAAACAAUGGGAACAUCGUUUGUGCGGUCUGCAAAGAUGAAAUGGUCCUAGAGGAGAAAGUCAGGAAGCUUCCUUGUAGACAUUUCUAUCAUGGGGAGUGUAUUAUUCCUUGGUUGGGGAUAAGGAACACUUGCCCUGUUUGUCGAUUUGAGCUUCCUACUGAUGAUCUUGAGUAUGAAAGGGAGAGGAGAUCACAAAGGAACGGUGGCAGCUUUUUCCUUGCCGGGUAG
Molecule: messenger RNA, 1230 nt
Organism: Microthlaspi erraticum
Lineage: Eukaryota; Viridiplantae; Streptophyta; Magnoliopsida; Brassicales; Brassicaceae
Source: the annotation of a GenBank genome assembly